AAUUGAAAAAAUCCAAUUUAUAAAAAAUUGUUAUAAACUAUUACAAAAAAUCCAAACCACAUGGAAGUAUAUAAACCUGUUUUAUUACAUGGGCCACUAUCUGGAAUUUUUCUCACUUGUUUUGUUGUCCAUUUCAUCCCCUCCAGAAUGUAAGUUCCUCAAAUGUGGGGCCUUCCUGUCCUGUCUUCUCUCUGUCUCUUGUCCCUGAAAUCACCCUUGGGACAUGCUGCCCCAAAGUAGUUGUUGAUUGGAUGACCCCCCUUGGUCAAAAACUUGGUGUGGUUCCUUCUUUACUCUUGUGAUUGCUUAUAAUGCGCACACGCACGCACACACGCACACACACAAUUUUGCAACUUCAUUUUUCUCAUUCAGCAAUAUAACAUGGAAAUCCUUUCAUUAUUGAACACACAGAUUUACCUUAUUCUAUAUAUUAUAGUGUAGAUUAGGAUUUUUGACCUUGGCACUGUUGACAUCAUGAGCCAGAUAAUCCUUCAUCAUGGGAUCGGGCCUACGCACUGUGAGACAUUUAGCGGUGCCCCUCGCCUCUGCCCAUCAGAUGCUAGUAGCACUCCUCCCACACCAGUUGUGACGACCAAAACUGUCACCAGAUGUUGAGAAAUGUCCCCUGACAGGCAACACUGUCCCCAGUUGAGAAACUUUAUGGGUAUUUCAUUUGUAUCCAUUAUCCUGUUAAGCCCCAAAGUAGAGUUGCUUUGUAACUUAGGAGUCUGAGAAAGCAAAAUCGAAAUGUUAACUAUUAACCUAACUCCUGGAAUUCAACCUUUACACUCGGCUGAAUGCCCUGGAAACUGUUUGCUUCAAACAUGUGUAUUUUCUCUUUAAGGUCCUAGACUGAAAAUUUUAAAUCAAGAGUUUAACAUCCUCUUAGAUGUUACCAGGUAAGAAAGUGCUCAUCGUCUAUGCACACCAAGAGCCCCGGUCCUUCAACGGCACCUUAAAGAACGUGGCCGUGGACGAGCUGCGCAGGCAGGGCUGCGUGGUCGCGGUGUCCGACCUGUAUGCCAUGGACUUUGAGCCGAGGGCCACGAGGAACGACAUCACUGGUGCUCUCUCCAAUCCCGAGCUGUUCAAUUACGGGGUGGAAGUCUAUGAAGCCUACAAGAAGCGGUCUCUGGCCAGCGACAUCACUGAGGAGCAGAAAAAGGUUCAGGAAGCUGAUCUAGUGAUAUUUCAGUUCCCGCUGUACUGGUUCAGCGUGCCGGCCGUGCUCAAGGGCUGGAUGGACAGGGUGCUCUGCCAGGGCUUUGCCUUCGACAUUCCCGAGUUCUACGACGCCGGUUUUCUCAAGGAUAAAUUAGCCCUCCUGUCCCUGACCACGGGAGGCACAGCCGAGAUGUACUCGAAGGCAGGAGUCAGCGGAGAUUUUCGAUACUUCCUGUGGCCGCUCCAGCAUGGUGCGUUGCACUUCUGUGGAUUUAAAGUCCUUGCCGCUCAGAUCAGUUUUGCUCCUGAGAUCGCAUCAGAAGAAGAAAGAAAGGGGAUGGUGGCUGCGUGGGCCCAGAGGCUGAAGACCAUCUGGAAGGAAGAGCCCAUCUCCUGCACGCCCCCAUGGUACUUUGGGCAGUAAGUCUAUGCCAUGUGCUCAUCAUGUGAGCAACACACUAGGAGCAUAGACAAAGGGAAAUGCUGUCAUGGAAUAAAGUCACAAUAUAGCAAACUGGAAACAUGUAAUGAAGUAUAUGAAAGAGUCUCUUGAGAGUUUUGUAUGGCCAGAUCAAACAUUUCAAUAAUCAGUUUAUUAUAUUGAAUUCUA
Microcebus murinus (gray mouse lemur) is the source of this 1774-nucleotide messenger RNA. Lineage: Eukaryota; Metazoa; Chordata; Mammalia; Primates; Cheirogaleidae. The record is from RefSeq and is a predicted model, not a curated record.